ACAGUCAGGCAUUCCGAGGGGAGAGAAAGUGGGUGUGUGCGUGUUGGGUGUGUUUGUGUGUGAGAAGGAGGAAAAGGAGCAUUACUAUGUAAAAGAACCUGCCACUGUACGCACGCACCUCACACUCUCGUUCUCUCAGAACCUGAGGGGUGUUUCAUGUCACUCUGAUUUUUUUCUCCAAGGAAGAGGAAUACUGAGGAAAGAGAUCAGAGGAAGGGGGGGAAAUAGCAGCGAUGGCUUUCGCGACCGUGUGGAACUACUGCGUCCCUCUCACCAUCAUCACCGUCGCCUGCCUGGUGCGCACCGCUCGUUGUCAGGCGGUGCAGGCGGAGAAUGUGACAGUCUUGGAGGGAGGUACAGCCCAAAUCUCCUGCCACCUGCAGAAAUACGAUGGAUCAAUCGUGGUUAUCCAGAAUCCCCGCCGGCAGACCCUCUUCUUCAACGGCACGCGAGCCCUGAAGGACGACCGUUUCCAGAUGGUGCUCUUCACGCCGCGGCUGGUGCGCAUCGAGUUGACCAACGUCAGCGUGUCGGAUGAGGGCGGCUACUUCUGCCAGCUCUACACGGACGCCACGCACCACCAGGUGGCGACUCUCUCUGUCUCGGUGGUCCCGGAGACGCCCACGGUGGAGGUGAAGGAGGAGGCCGUGGAGGGCGGCGAGGUGGAGCUCACCUGUAUGUCGCCACGAAGCAAGCCGGCCGCCACCCUGCUCUGGAUGCGUAACGGCCGUGCGAUACCAGGUGUGGUAUCUCAGCAGGACAACGCUAAGACGUUCAGCGUGUCCAGCACCAUCCGGAUCCCGGUAGAGAGGAAAGACAACGCGGCGCUGAGCUGCGAGGCGUUCCACCCGGCGCUCGGCGGGCAGAAGAGGAUCCGACACUACCGCCUGGAUGUGAAUUUCGCACCAACAGUCAGGAUUGUUCCUCCCUCUGGUAUUUUGCGAGAGGGCGACUCACUCAGCCUCACCUGCUCUGUCUCUGGAAACCCUCUGCCCAGGAACAUUCAGUGGUCCAAGAUUAAUGACUCCUUACCCGAGAGGGCAGAGAUUUCUGGCCCCACCUUUCAGAUUUCCCGUCUCAGCCAAUCACACAACGGGACGUACUUGUGCCAGGCCCAGAACAACUACGGACGCGCUGCCGAUCAUUACACCCUACUGGUGUACGAUCCCGGUGCAGUGGUAGAGACCCACAGCGCAGUACCAUACGCAGUGAUAGGUGGCGUUCUGGCACUGCUGGUUUUCACCGUCAUCUGUGUCCUCAUCGUCACCAUCUGGUGCUCUGUUCGACAGAAAGGUUCCUAUCUUACCCAUGAGGCCAGCGGGUUGGAUGAACAUGGAGAGGUGCAGGAGGCUUUCCUCAAUGGGAACGACGCCAGCCAGGGCAAGAAGGAGUACCUACUGUAGCCCCUCCCCCUCCCUAUCCUCUCCUCUUCUGACCUCAUCCCCCCAUCCCUUCCUCUCCCUGUCUCUUCCCUUAUAUACAGUAUAUACACAUACACACACACACACACAACACACACUUCUAUACAAAGCGCCAUAACAGGCAGCCUUCUGAAAACGACUGUAUACAGAUACUGCACACAGUAUGCCGAUCCAUCCCGCUCCAUUCCACUUCAUGUCCUCCUCUCUCACACACACACACACACACACACACACACACACACACACACACACACACACACACACACACACACACACACACACACACACACACACACACACACACACGCACACACCCAGCGACAGACUGAGAAAAAAGAGAGCCUAUAGACCCACCAGCUAUUAACGACUGUGCCAUAUACUGUAAGUCGGAGAAACUGGGGAAAAUGGAGAGCAAGAGAGGGUGAGGGUGAAUGUAGACAAUAACGAAAUGAUGCCAUAAUUAUUUUGAUCGAGAGGGAAGCGGGGAGCACAAAGAAAGCCAGCACUUUGCCCGUGCAGCCGUCAAAGUGGGAGGGGAAUUAGGGGCAGAUGACUGCUAUAUUUCCACGCCGGGAGAGAAAAAACAUCUAUUUCACAAAGCUCAAUCUAUAACUGAUGGAGAUGGGGGGGUGUAGGAGCUAUUGAGAGCCAGAAAAUUGAAAAUUGAAAUUUUGAAAAUUGCCAAAGCAUCUUUCCUACAGAGCAACUCAUAUAUAAUUAUCUCACAACACAGAGAGUGUUUCAGCCCACAGUCCAGGGGAAGUAUUCAGACUGUAUGGACCAGCUAACUGUCCUGUUUUGAUAUCCCUGCUAGGUGCCCUGUCAAUAAUUUGUGAAAAAAUAUAAUCUUUUCAUGAUUGUAUUUCCUCUCGCUGCAACAGUGAGGAGGAAGAUUUUCUCUUUUCUUUUAAUUAACUCUCCAUCUCCUCCAUCUCCUCCUUCUCCUCAGUUCACCUGUUACCAUCCUCUCCCCUCUCCUUCUCUCUCUGUCUGUCCCCCCUUCUAUCGCUCCUCCUUUGUUGGCUCCUAUUAAUGAAAGGAUUAGUGUUGGGCUGCGUUCCCGACAAAGAAGAAAGGAAUAUGACUUGCUAAGGCAUUAAAGAAGAGCUUAAUUAUUUUAGAAUGUCAUUAAGAGGAUAAAAAGGUUUAAAAGUCUUAAUAAGAAGGGCAAGGGGAGUGAAUGAAUGAGAAAAUAAAAAUGGAUAUUUUUUCUGAAUGCUACCACACAUGCAGAUACAUGCACACAUUCAUACGUACAGUAAACAUGUUGACAGAACAAGUAUACAUAUCUCUGAACUCCUUAUUUGUAUAAAAAAAGAACAGCAACAUAAAUUAAAUGAAACUUUUAAGAAAAAGAAAAAAAAAUGUUUACUAUUGAAACGCAUUAUGAAGCAACUAUACUAACACAGAAUAUUAGCCAAUAGAGGUGCAAAGCCGAACAAACCACUGUCCAGUGAUCUUUAAAGAAAAUAAAGAAAAUAAUAAAAAAAAAAAUGUCAUUCGUCUUUAUGAGAAACCAGAGGUCUUAUGGAUUUUUUAUUAAUUAUUAUUAUUAUUUGAACAAUUAUGAUUGUUGUUAAUGUUAUUAUUAUUAUUGCCGUUGUUAUUAUUAUAAUUGUAAAUGUAAAAGAAAUGUACACUUCCCAUGGUUUGUUUUUGGUUCUACUGUAGAGAAAUUGCUGUCUUUUUUCCACUCUUACCUUUCCUCUCUCUCCCAGUCUUUCUCUCUCUCUUCGUCUUCUGUGCCUAGUCGUCUCUUCUCCUGUCUUUCACUCUUGUUUAUUUUUAGAGUCCAUGUGUCAUUGUUGAUAUAUAGCUAACUAUUCUUUAUAGGGGAAAGAUACAAAGCACGACAAAAUAAAA
Molecule: messenger RNA, 3284 nt
Organism: Anoplopoma fimbria (sablefish)
Lineage: Eukaryota; Metazoa; Chordata; Actinopteri; Perciformes; Anoplopomatidae
Gene: cadm4
Product: cell adhesion molecule 4
Biological process (GO): regulation of wound healing; negative regulation of peptidyl-tyrosine phosphorylation; regulation of Rac protein signal transduction
Cellular component (GO): cell-cell contact zone
Molecular function (GO): vascular endothelial growth factor receptor 2 binding
Source: RefSeq, a predicted model, not a curated record